AUGUCUACUCGUAAUCCAUCUCCACCACCUGACUAUGAUAACAAUGAGAAUCAGAUUGAUAUGAUUGGAGACACAACAUAUAGUCGACGAUGGCUCUUCUCAAUGUUGAUAAAAUUUUUGGAAAGCGUUAAUAAAGAAACUUCUGCGACUUGGGCGAACUCAGAGGACAAUUCAAACGGCGACCGGCUAGAUAGUGAGCUUGAAGAGCAGCUGUGUUGUCUAUGGGACCUGACGGUCAAUCGGGAUGUUCUCAAAUUCCUUGACGAGUUUGAAAUCGUCUCAAUAUUUAAUAAUGCUCUUGGAAACGUCCAGAAACCUAGACUUUUGGAAAUCAUGGUGGGGAUCCUUGCAAAUCUAGCUUAUGACCCGGUCGCGUGCCGUAAGAUGAGUGAGAGUGAAUCAUUUAUCGUUCGUAUAACAAACUUAUUAUAUUCAAGGGAUACACCCACUCUUAUUGAGACAUGCAGACUGAUACAAACUGUGCUUGCAUCAGAUGAAUACAAAAUGCCCUGGUUCGAUGAAAUACGCUUCCAGCCGGAGUUUUUUGAAAACAUUCUCUUCAUUUUAAAGAGUUCAACCAACGCAACUUUGUUGAUUGGUGCUGUUCGCCUUAUUGACGUUAUCACACGAGAUGAUGACAGUUUAGCCGAAGUCUGGUGUGGUGAGCAAUUACUCAAGGCUAUUUUGAUAGCCCAACAUGAAAUGAAAUGGUUACAUGGCAGUGAAGUGGAAAUAAUUCAUCGUUUGUUGUAUACGUUCUCUUCUAAUGUAAAUGGUGUAUCGGCCUUAGUGAAAUGCUUUCCAGAAGUUUUGCCUACAUUCGGUGUCUACUUGCGCAAAGUGUGUGAAGAUGCUCCUCAUCUGAUCCAUUUCACAACUUACUACAAUAGUUUACGUGCUAUAAUCCCAAUAAUAGAUGUGGUUAUCGCUAGUUUAGAAUGUAUGGAUGCUUUAUCCUGUUAUUUGUCUGAUCCAGACAUUCUUCCCUGUUUGAUACACAUUGCUUGUGGUUGUCAGAAACAGAAGGGUGAAUUGCCUCUAGUUCGUGGAAUUCUAGCUGAUUUGAAUAUCCUUUUUAAAGAUAUUAUUAAAUCGGUUAGCUCCAGUGUAAAAACAAUGGAUGAAUCAAGUAUAAUUCAACUGACCACAGGUGAAUUAAAAUGGCUAGCCGAUUUAGAAAAGGAUGAUCAUUCUAGUUUUCGUGAAGCAUUUACAAAUUGUUGCCUAAAUGAUGGUGAUGCUGAAACCAAAGCAUGUAUUAUCUCAUUAUGCAAUCAAUUGAAAUUGGCCAAGAUACUGGAAUCAGUCACUACAGAUGAUUAAUCGAUUAAUUAAUUGAUUUAUUGAUUGAUUGGUUGACUGGCU
Messenger RNA from Trichobilharzia szidati, 1365 nucleotides. NCBI's taxonomy places the organism in Eukaryota, Metazoa, Platyhelminthes, Trematoda, Strigeidida, Schistosomatidae. The record is from the annotation of a GenBank genome assembly.